AUGGCUGCCUUCGGCAACAAGCUCCAAGGCGUGUCGCCGUCAGUCUCUGUCUGCAACUUGACCACAAAUCCUCACUUGGCGAAAUCAUCUCAGAAAGAUAUCAGAGACCUGCGCUAACAACGAUCAUACAAGCAGUAUCCCCAGAAUAUCGACCACGGAGAAGGAGUCCGCCACCGAACGUUUCUUCGCCACCGUUGAAAAGGUCAAGCAAACUGUCCUCUACCUGCCGUCAACACGCAUCAUCUUCUGCGGACGCGUCAACAAACAUAUGUACGCCGUCGAUCGCGGGUCGAACGAGCUCAUGGUGCUCACAUUCCGCUCCCACCAUCCAAAGAUGAAUCUCCUCGAAUCCUACGUCCUCCGCGGCCAUCAGCCAUACAUCCGCAUCAAGCCGAUCCUUGACAUCUAUAAACUCGGUAAGGCUGGAUAG
Messenger RNA from Lecanosticta acicola, 430 nucleotides. Lineage: Eukaryota; Fungi; Ascomycota; Dothideomycetes; Mycosphaerellales; Mycosphaerellaceae. The record is from the annotation of a GenBank genome assembly.